Messenger RNA from Dicentrarchus labrax (European seabass), 6407 nucleotides. RefSeq names its product collagen, type IV, alpha 2 (gene col4a2). The coding region runs from base 336 to 5363 and encodes 1675 amino acids. Gene Ontology annotation, cellular component: basement membrane; collagen trimer. The record is from RefSeq and is a predicted model, not a curated record. The transcript has 48 exons. NCBI's taxonomy places the organism in Eukaryota, Metazoa, Chordata, Actinopteri, Moronidae. Gene Ontology annotation, molecular function: extracellular matrix structural constituent.
UGUACCACACCCCCCUCCCAAAAACGACCACCCUCGCCCAUGCAAACGGACUCAACCCCGCUGUAACAAACACUUUGACUUUUCUCGGUAAGGAGAGGGACUACUCGGCACACUUUGCUGUUUUUGUGAGAAUAUUUGCGGAGGGUUUUUCUGUGCCACAGGUACCUGUUGUUAAACUUUUCAGUUCGGGGAACCUGCGCAUCACUUUUAUCACUUUCCUUCAUCUUCCCAUCGUGCGCAAGCCCGGGGUGACUUGUGCCUCAGGUCGGGCAGUCAUGCUGUAGAAGAGUCUCUACAAGUGAAAUAGCGGAGUGGAACUGAAGUUAGCGGUGCGCAUGAGUGGAACCAUGCAAGGGCAACACAAGAGAGGACUGAAGAAUCUGAGGCUGCUGCUUCUGUGUGUAUCCAUCGCCAUCCUCGCCUCAGGAGUGCAAGCGGGUGGGAAGAAGCACAGUGGCCCCUGUGGAGGAAGAGACUGCAGCGGAGGCUGUAAAUGUUUCCCAGAGAAGGGUGCCAGGGGUCACCCUGGGGCUCUUGGUCCUCAGGGCCCCCAGGGGCCUUCAGGGAGACCAGGUGAACCAGGCAUUCAAGGACCAAAGGGGCAGAAAGGUGACCAUGGCCAUGGUGGUAUCAUAGGCCCUAAAGGAAAUGUGGGAAUGACAGGCGUUCCAGGGUUUUCUGGAAAUGAUGGUAUUCCGGGCCACCCAGGACAACAUGGGCCCAGGGGCAAACCAGGGGCAGACGGCUGUAACGGGACACAUGGAGAAUCAGGGUCUCCGGGGCAACCCGGCUAUAGUGGCUCACCUGGUAUUCCUGGACAACUAGGCAGGAAGGGAGACAAGGGAGACUCGCUGGAGCUGAGAGUGUACAUGGAACGUUUCAGGGGAGAUCCAGGAACACCAGGGGUCAACGGAGCAACCGGGCGUGCAGGAAUCCGAGGAUGGCCGGGUAACAACGGCUUCAUAGGACCAAAGGGUCCCCCAGGGCCUCCAGGUCCCCGUGGACCAAAGGGCACUAUGACCAAAGUGCUUAAGGGACUUAAAGGAGACCAAGGGGAAAUUGGACUACCAGGACCGGCAGGAAACUCUACUCAUCCACAAACUAAGCCCCUCUCCGGACCCUCGGGACCUCUCGGAGAGAAAGGUCUGAAAGGAGAAAGAGGAGAUCCGGCCGACAACAAAGGAGAAACUGGUGUGAUGGGAUUCCCUGGACCACGGGGUGCAUCUGGUGCAGAUGGGAGACCUGGAUUCAGGGGGGAUCCUGGCGAACCAGGACCAAAUGGCAGGCAAGGUCCUAAGGGAGACAGAGGUGACGCGGGAGAACUGAUUUCAUCAGGAUGGCCUUGGUCUUCAGGGGCUGGUCCUACCGGUCUUCCUGGUGAGGACGGUCCACAAGGCGAGAGGGGCCCAGUUGGAGACCAAGGCCUCCCCGGACCCCCAGGACGCCCCGCCUCUGACUCACAGCAACAAGUGUGGGUUUUCUUUGGGCCAUUCGGUAUAAAGGGGGAAGCAGGAGAGAAGGGCAAACAAGGGGAACCAGGACGCCCUGCUGUCAGUGCAGGACCCCCAGGCAUCAGUGGGCGCCCAGGGAUCAGGGGCCCUAAAGGACAGAAAGGAACAUGGUCUGAGUACUUCAAGGGGCCUCCCGGCGGGAGAGGCAGGCCCGGCAAUGCAGGCUUUAAAGGAAUAAAAGGUGAUCAUGGGAAAUGUGAAUGCACCACUGUAAACUCUAUACCGGGGCCACCUGGCCCUGCUGGUGACCGUGGGGAUCCUGGGAUGACCGGAGAGUUUGGUCAGGAGGGGGAUAUAGGAGACCCAGGUCCCAGAGGAGAGGACGGAUUCCCUGGACCCAGUGGACUCAGUGGUUUGCAAGGCCCAAAAGGUCAAAAAGGGGACACGCGUGUGGCUACACAGAAAGGAUAUUCUGGAGACCCAGGGGAUCCUGGGCAAAAUGGCGAGUCGGGAGUUCUGGGUGCUCCAGGUCGAGAUGGUUUGCCUGGUAUUCCCGGGACCCAAGGUCUUCCAGGAGCAGAUGCCAUUGGAGAACGUGGAGACAAAGGUUUCCCAGGACGUCCUGGUCGACCUGGUGCACCCGGGCUAAGGGGAGAACCGGGUGAAGACAUUAAGGGCAUCAAAGGCCAACGCGGUUUACCCGGUGACGACGGCCUUGCAGGCUAUCAUGGAAUUCCAGGAACAUCUGGCAGCCCAGGAGGCUGUAGUACAACAGGACUUGGAGGACAGUGGGAUGUAACAGGUCCUUGCGAUGCUAUUCCAGGACCUCCAGGUUUGCCUGGACUUCCAGGAGCCAGUGGAUCGCCGGGUUCCCCAGGUCCUCCAGGCCAAGAAGGACUACAGGGUCCACUUGGAGCACUGGGAGAGAAAGGAGAAACAGGAAAUCAAGGCAUAGGUGGCCGCACUGGACCACCAGGUUUUGCCGGUCAACGUGGAGACUUGGGAAUUCCUGGUAGGAAAGGUUCAGUAGGAAUCCCUGGAUUGCCGGGUGUGCCUGGCCGCUACGGGGCCCAAGGUGAGAAGGGUGUUCACGGAGAGAUCUUCGGAGCAUCUGCAGGAUCCUCUGGUGACCCGGGUCUGCCUGGACAUCAAGGGAAUAAAGGCCAGGCUGGUGAUCCAGGAGAGCCUGGCUAUCCGGGAAUGGGCGGCAUGCCUGGUAUGAUCGGCUUCAAGGGUGAGACUGGCCCUUUAGGCCUGCAGGGUGAGGAAGGGAGGCCUGGGCCAGCAGGAAAAUAUGGCUACCCCGGUGAUCCUGGCAAAGCAGGUCCACCUGGGUCACGUGGUGCUACUGGACAGUCAGGAUUCACUGGAGAGAGGGGAACUGAAGGAGACCCGGGCCCUCCAGGUCCAAUAGGAUUAAAAGGCAUCCCAGGGACAUACGGUGCUGAUGGUGCCAUUGGAGAGUAUGGCCCACCAGGUGACCCAGGACAGCCUGGUACAGAUGGGCGCCCAGGAGUUCCAGGAAUGAAAGGAUACAAAGGGUCUCCCGGUAUGUCAGGUUUCAAGGGAUUUAGGGGUGAUCCAGGGGUGAAGGGCUUCAGUGGACUGACAGGAGAUCCUGGAGUGAUAGGCCAUCUUGGUCCAAAAGGAGUGAAAGGUCAAAGUGGAGAGAAAGGUGAACGUGGUUUGGAGGGAAAGCCCGGGGCUAAGCCUUACAUCCAUCCGCAGGUGAUUGCUGUCAUGAAGGGAGACAAGGGAGACGUUGGAGAUCCAGGGAAUCCAGGUUUCACCGGGCCGAGAGGUACUAAGGGUUUACCUGGUAUACCGGGCUUCGAGGGAACUCAUGGUCUUCCUGGAGACCCCAGCAAUGUGAAAGGUUACCACGGAGACUCAGGUGCACAAGGGCUGCCAGGGAUUAAAGGAAUGCCAGGCUUAACUGGAAAUCGAGGAAUUACUGGUUUUAUGGGAAUGUCUGGCAACAAGGGACUUAAAGGAAGCCCUGGGGCCUAUGGCGCAUCAGGAGACAAAGGAAAGAAAGGAGGCAAAGGUGAGAAGGGCACUCGUAUAGACCUUCCAGGAGCUACUGGAUUGAGAGGAGAGGAUGGUUUUCCAGGAGUACCAGGCGAGAAAGGAUUAUUUGGACAAACUGGGGACAGGGGUACACCUGGUGUUGAUGGCAUCGAAGGGAAAAGGGGAGAACCAGGUAAUCCUGGAAUAUUGGGAUCCCCAGGCUCAGGAGGGCAGCAGGGAACUCCUGGUAACCAAGGUCAAAAAGGCUUUCCUGGAAUUCCUGGAAAAACAGGGCACCCAGGCUUUCCUGGCUUCCCUGGAAACAGAGGUUUUCCUGGCCCGAAGGGUCUUUACGGAUUACAUGGACUAAAGGGACAUAAGGGACUCCCAGGAAACGCAGGUCUGGAUGUCACUGGACCAGCUGGGGAACCUGGGCCCAAAGGAGAGAAGGGAGAGGGCGGAGACCCCAACAAUCAACCAGGUGUUCCAGGCACACCGGGUUUGAAAGGCUUCCAAGGACCUCUAGGUGACCAUGGUCAUCCUGGACCUCCAGGAUUCCGUGGCCCCGAAGGACCAAGCGCGACCUCAGAUAGAUCAGGACCCCUUGGAGAUCCUGGCUUUAAAGGACCUAAAGGGUACCAAGGUUCCCCUGGAGUCAACGGAUUUCCUGGUGUGGAUGCUCCCCCUGGAGAAAAGGGUGUACCAGGAAUAAAUGGGUUUCCUGGUCACCCUGGUUGGAAAGGAUUCAAAGGAGAUCAAGGUGCAUUUGGAUACAGGGGACCAAAUGGAGUUUCUGGGAAGAAAGGAGUGAAAGGAGAGCAAGGGUUGAUGGGAUUUCCUGGUGCGACUGGAGAAAGGGGGGAAAGAGGGCCAAGUGGUCCAAAAGGAGAUACUGGACUCCCAGGUGUUCGUGGAUUACCAGGCAACAAGGGUUCUCCUCCUAUUCCCGUCAGAAUUCCAGGGGAGAGGGGCCCUUCAGGACCGCAGGGUAUCCAAGGACCAAAGGGGAGCAAAGGGGUACUAGGGCCACAGGGCCCGCCUGGGGAUACAGGUUUCAUGGGGCCCAUUGGGCAGAAGGGCAUGCCUGGGAUUGGUGGUACCCCAGGGACGCCUGGAUUUCGUGGCGAUAAUGGACAAAUGGGCCACCCCGGUCUGCAAGGCAUGGAAGGUCACCGUGGCACCCCUGGUAUCCCUGGGUUACCUGGUAUGCCUGGCCGCAGCGUCAGCGUGGGUUACUUGCUGGUAAAACACAGUCAGGCAGAACAGACGCCCAUGUGUCCUGUGGGCAUGUCUAAACUGUGGGACGGCUACAGUCUGCUGUACUUUGAGGGCCAGGAAAAGGCCCACAACCAGGAUCUGGGUUUGGCUGGCUCCUGCCUCCCGCGGUUCAGCACCAUGCCCUUCCUGUACUGCAAUCCUGGAGACAUUUGUUACUACGCCAGCAGAAAUGAUAAGUCCUACUGGUUGUCAACGACUGCUCCUCUGCCUAUGAUGCCUGUGGAAGAGGAAGACAUCAAACCGUAUAUCAGUCGCUGCUCAGUAUGCGAAGCUCCAUCAGUGGCCAUCGCAGUCCACAGCCAGGACAUCACCAUCCCACAGUGUCCCGCGGGUUGGCGCAGCCUGUGGAUCGGCUACUCCUAUCUCAUGCAUACAGCAGCAGGGAAUGAAGGUGGAGGUCAGUCCUUGUCAUCGCCCGGCUCCUGCCUGGAGGACUUCCGCACAACACCAUUCAUUGAGUGUAACGGGGCCAAAGGCACAUGCCACUACUUUGCUAACAAGCACAGCUUCUGGCUAACCUCCAUAGAUCAGUCGUUCCACCCUGACCCGGCAUCAGAGACACUCAAAGCAGGCCAGCUCCUGUCACGCAUCAGCCGCUGCCAGGUCUGCAUGAAGAACUUGUGAAAGACUACAGUAACAAAGAAGCUGUUCCAUUGGCAGUGAUCUAGCAUCGUUUCUCUAUCUACGUACUAAACCACACAGAAGGGGAUCUGAAAUACCGAUUUAGAUUGAUGUAAAUGGGAAGCAGUCUCCCCGAGCCACAGGGCUCAGAUAUGCAAUGACUGUGCGACGCCAUGAGCUUUAGAGUGAAAUGUCCCACUGUAGAUAAAACAGGAGAAGCCCCAUAAUGAGGUCAACAGCAUUAUGGGAAAACAAGUAUUUUGUGUUAAAUGUGGAUUGGUGCUUACUGUUAACUUAUUACCUCAGCUACUAUGACACAUUAAUGAUCUGAGACCGUAUACUACAGCUGAACCAAAGAUGCCCGUGUGUAUGCACUGCUUCAGUUUAUCUAGAUGUGUUUAUUGUUUAGGGUAUACAGCCCACCAUAAAGCCACUAACACUGCUUCCAAGCCAACUGAAGAAUGUGUCAUUAGAGGUCUUGAACAAUUGUUGGUUGAUACUAUUGACAGUAUUUCAUUGCUCUUACAAAACCUAUUUUUAUAAGACUGUCUUUUCAAUCUGUUCUAUGCAUUUAUCAACUAUUGUAAAAAAAUCAGCUUCUUACUUUUCAUACGCCAUAUGUUCGCACAAUGCACUGAUUCUUUUUGUAUUUAUAUCAGCUGAAUGAACUUGACCCCCCCAUCCUUAAGAGUUUAAAUAUAUAUCUUAUCUAACGCUACUCAUGUCACACUCAUUUCUAUUUACAAAUCUACUAAUUAUUGAUCAGCCCCACGUUGCCAACAGGACAGAAUACAAACAGCUUGGAUCAAAGGUCUCACUGUAGCAAAUCCUUGUUAUGGUCACUGAUCCUGGGUUAGAUUUGAGUAUUUUACACAGUUUAUAAAGUAGGUCAAAUGUUCUACUUCACCUACAUACAUUUGUUUGGAAAUAAACAGUUUGAUUAGACCGGAAAUGUACCGACAACAUUUGUUUUAAUUGUAAUAUAAUGGUAAUUUUCAUAACAUGAUCAUUUCAUUGGAUUGUAAAGAUUAAAUGUUGUUUGUUAUA